Molecule: messenger RNA, 732 nt
Organism: Lentinula edodes (shiitake mushroom)
Lineage: Eukaryota; Fungi; Basidiomycota; Agaricomycetes; Agaricales; Omphalotaceae
Product: amp-CoA ligase
Exons: 2
Biological process (GO): fatty acid metabolic process
Molecular function (GO): medium-chain fatty acid-CoA ligase activity
Source: RefSeq, a predicted model, not a curated record
ACCAUGAAAUCCCCAACUCUGGAUCGUUCCACUACUCUUCCUCAGCUGUUGAAGUUUCACUACGAGCAUAAUGCAGAUCAAACGCUAUACGUGUACUCAGAGGAUGGAAAGGCCAAUCUCACCGAGAUCAAACAUCUUGAAUUUGGUCGAGCAUGUCAUCGCGCCGCUCAUAUCAUUCGACCACCACACCGUUCCAGCCCAGAUCGUGAAGUGGUAGCAAUCAUAGCUCAGGUAGACACCAUCGUCUAUACAGCGGUAGUAGCAGGUUUGAUGGAAGCAGGUUUGAUUCCUCUCCUGAUCUCUCCUCGUAAUACGCCCGCGGCAAUUGUGAAUCUAUUACAGAAAACUGGUGCCCACCGUGUACUCAGUACGCAAAUCACUUUGCAAGAGCUGCUGCGGAAUGUCAGGACAGAGUUAACGACCUCCAGUGAUACCACCUAUAAUGUAACUUUUGAGGAAAUCCCAGGGUUGUACCAGCUCUUUCCAAAGCUGGGUGCAGAAACACCACAGGAUCCAUUUUUGCCUUAUCCUCCUUCAUCGGAUUUGGGUCCAAAUGAUACCGCUGUCAUUCUGCACUCGUCCGGAAGCACUGGUUUUCCUAAGCCAAUCUCAAUCACUUAUGAAUGCAUCAUCUUGAGCUGGGCAUCUUCAGGCGAGCUUGAUUUCUAUUACAUUUUAGACCUCACAGUAAGCUUAAUAUGCACUGUCAGCAUCUGGGAAUCAAUACCGUGA